Hypanus sabinus (Atlantic stingray) is the source of this 4755-nucleotide messenger RNA. It is a transcript of the gene mcf2a, whose product is annotated as MCF.2 cell line derived transforming sequence a. Gene Ontology annotation, molecular function: protein binding; guanyl-nucleotide exchange factor activity. The record is from RefSeq and is a predicted model, not a curated record. Gene Ontology annotation, cellular component: cytoplasm. The transcript has 31 exons. Lineage: Eukaryota; Metazoa; Chordata; Chondrichthyes; Myliobatiformes; Dasyatidae. Gene Ontology annotation, biological process: intracellular signal transduction; dendrite development. The coding region runs from base 373 to 3687 and encodes 1104 amino acids.
CCAGCCCACUGUGAACAGUCAGGCAUGUCUUUGGAAUAUGGCAGGGAUCCGGAGCACCCAGAGGACUUUGGGUAACCCUAGGUACAUCUCGCCGAGCUACAUCCACAGAAGGUUCUCAGCGGGCGGUACCAGACACCAGUCAUGUGCUCCUUUCCAGAUGCCGACAGCAGCCCUGUGAUCACUGCGGGUCUGCCGUGACACUCCGGCCGCUCCACCUCCACAGGGCGAGGGUCGGACGGCAAGCCGCUGCCGGGGCUGAGCGUUUACUGACCUGCAAGCUGACUGGAAGGGUGACAUGUUAAAAUGAAGAGGACACUUUCGUGAAGCCGGCUGCAGCUUUCAAAUUGUGAGUGGAUUCCAGACACGGGAGACAUGGCAGCGCUGAAAAUCUCCGAGGUCGAGAUGACCAGCUAUUACCAUCUCAACGAAGCUUGCUUACUGCUGAAAUCCACGGUCAAAAGUGAACUUGCACCAGAGAUUCUCAACUCUGUCAGUACGAAAAGCAUCAGUAAGCAUCUGAAGAAACAGUUUGUGUACCUCACAGGCGGACGAAGUAAAAAUGAUGCGGUGAUCCUAACCUUUCCUGAAUGUGCCAGCUUCUGUGCAGUUUCAGAUGAGGUUGUAGAGCGGGUCCUCGUGUACCUGACCACCAUUUCAAGUCUACACAAAACUGAGGUGAAGUUCACUGUUGUCUUGGAUAGGAGACUGGAUUCGUGGGCUUCUGUCAAAGCUGCACUUGGAAGGAUAGCUGCCUGCUGUCCGGGGAACCUGCAGCUCGUCCUGGUGCUGCGUCCAUCUGGCUUCCUACAGCGUGCCAUCUCCGACAUCAGCUUCCGCCUUAGCCAGGACGAAUUCAUCCUAAAACUGCCGGUUGUUAUGUUGAACUCGGUUACAGAGCUUCUGAACUACAUCGACGAGAGCCAGCUGACGCGUGAGUUUGGCGGCACCCUUGACUACUGUCACGAUGAGUGGAUCCUAUUCCGCACGGCAAUCGAGAGCUUUGCUGUGAUGGUCAAGGACAUUGCCCAGAUGUUGCAAGCUUUUGGCACUGACUUGGCUGAGGCAGAGUUGCCCAGCGACCUGCCCUCAGUGGAGGCUCUGCUAGCCUCCCGGACCGAGAAGUACCGCCAGCUGAAGAAUGACGUACAAAAGGUGAUCAAAGAGGGGGAGCUGCUGCUGACCAACCUCAUGGAACCCACUGGUAGCAGCCAGUCCAGUGCGGAGAAAGAUGGAGAUCAGGCCACAGUGAAGAGACUCUUAGCCCAACUGCAUGACAUGGAAACAGCCUUUGAUGGAUUCUGGGAAAAACAUCUUCUGAAGCUUGAGCAGUGCCUGCAGGUCUGGAGAUUUGAACAAACUUUUCAAGAGGUAAAGAUGGCCCUGGACUAUUUGUCAUCUGAGGAAGGAGACGUCCCCGAAACUGGGGCCAGUGUUGCUGAAUCAGAACAAGCUCUUCGUGAACUAACCAGCGUGGACGAGAGAUCUCAGAAAUUGAUCGGAAAUGUUCAGGCUCUGAUCUUGCAGGGUGAUCGGUUGAUAUCUGAUCACCAUUAUGCAGAGGAUUUAAUCUGCGAGAGAUGCAGUGAACUCCGGCACUACUGCAAGGAUUUGCUCGAUGACAUGAGAAACAAGUACAUCUCUCUGAACAAAUCACUGGAAUUGCACAUCAGGUUACAGCAGGUUCUGCAGUGGUGUGACGAAGGGGCUUACCUUCUUGCCUCACAGCCCGUGGACAAAUGUCAGUCACAGCAAGGCGCAAAGCAAGCUCUGCAAGAAAUCGAUAAGUUUCUGGAAAACUCUAGAGCUUACCUGCAGUAUGACACUGAAGACUUGUUCAAUGAGUUUGGAGACAUUCUUACAACACCCAUUAAGGCCCAGGUACAGGUGGUUCAGGAGAAACUUGACAACGUGUACUCCAUGUUUGAGCAACGCCAGGCAUCCCUGAAGAAACUGGCAGUCAGACACGUCCGACCAGUCCAGCCCGUCGCUCCCCGUCCUGAUGUGGUGAAAGGCCCACUGUUUUCCUCAAAGCAAGGAACGGAUUCCAGUUCCAGUUUGAGGUUCCCAUUUGACUUAUCGUUGUAUGGGAAGAGGAGUUCUAGAAAACCACAGAGCACUAGGAAGAUUGAGGUCAUGCAUGAAGUCUGCCAAACAAGAAAUCCGCUGCACUCCAUAAACCAUGAAAGUGAAGGUAGCUUGGCAAUUCUGAAGGGACACGUCAUAAAUGAGCUAAUAGACACAGAACGACUCUACGUGGAGGAGUUGAACAGUGUUCUACAGGGUUAUCAAGCAGAAAUGGACAACCCCGCCAUGAUAUCUCUCAUGCCUUCCAUCCUCGAGAACAAAAAGGACGUGUUGUUUGGCAACAUGUCGGAGAUCUAUGACUUUCACAGCAGAAUUUUUCUCAAUGAUCUUCAAAACUGCAUCACAAUGCCAGAGAAAGUGGGAUUCUGCUUCCUCGAAAGGAGAGAGAACUUCCAAAUGUACGUGAAGUAUUGCCAGAACAAGCCCCGCUCUGAGGACCUUUGGAGACGGAGCUCAGACUGCCCAUUUUUCCAGGAAUGUCAACGUAAGCUGGGUCACAAACUCGGGCUGGACUCGUACUUACUGAAGCCCAUUCAGCGACUCACCAAGUACCAGUUGUUACUGAAGGAGUUAUUGAAGUUCAGUAGCAACUGUGACGGAUCCCAUGAGUUACAUGAAGCUCUGGCAGCCAUGCUGACCUUACUGAAGUCCGUCAAUGAUUCCAUGCACCAGAUCGCUAUCACGGGAUAUAAUGGAAACCUGCAGGAAUUUGGGCCGGUACUGAUGCAGGGGUCCUUCAACGUCUGGAUAAAUCACAAAAAAGGGCCGACCAAAAUGAAGGAUCUUGCACGCUUCAAACCCAUGCAACGCCACCUCUUCCUCCACGAGUCCGCACUUGUGUUCUGUAAGAAGCGAGAGGAACACGGGGAGGGCUAUGACAAAGCACCGUCCUACAGCUUCAAGCAUUACCUAAAGAUGAACGCUGUUGGCAUCACUGAGAACGUGAAAGGUGACACCAGGAAGUUUGAAGUUUGGUAUAGUGGGAGAGAGGAAGUGUAUCUCAUCCAGGCUCCCACUGUGGAUGUUAAGAUGGCCUGGUUGAGUGAAAUGAGGCGAGUGUUGACAAGCCAACACCAGCUCCUCCGAGAUGACAGGCAAUCUCCUCAGCACCAUGCCGAUCAGAUUCCAUUAUCCCCAGGGAAACAAAAGAGAGCCUCUGUGAGUUCGGAGGAGAACGAUGGCGAUUUCACAAGACCCGUGGUUUUGGACACGUUCCCUCUGUCUCCACAGCACCACUCAGCACGGACAGAUUGGCCUGGAAGAUCCCGUUUUUAUGAAGGAUCGGAGGGAAAUGAGGGUUGGUCGAGCAACAACGACACAGAGGAGGAGGAUGCAAGCCAACUGUCCCCUGGAAGGUACAAGGCUCACACUGAUGGACAAGGUCAAGAUGCUGAGGAACUAUUGAUCAAAAGUGGAGAUGUGGUCCAACUGAUGCACGAAAAUGGCGAGGGGCAGUGGUUUGUGAAAAACCUAAACCGUGGGCAGCAAGCUUGGAUUUCCGUCAACAGUUUACAGAUUAUUGUUGGUGAUUGUAGAUCCCAAACCGACAGCCCAUCAGGUUUGGAUUUACAUAAGUUCAGGAAAGUUAGUUCUUCUCUCUGACCUGAACGCUCCAGGAUCUCUGGUCCUGAUCUUCUGGGUACAGUUCAGAUCUCAUCCUUCUCUGUCUCCACAUCUCCAUUUUCUUUUGGAGGAGCAUCACAAGCUGAAUGCUUGCCCACCUCUGCUACAUGCCUCUCUCACCCAUGAGGACCAACAUUAUCCACCUUGUGAUACACAUGCAAGGUGGCACCAUUUCCCAGAGCAGUCGUGUAAAUAACCUCCAAGAGUCCUGGUGGUGAGAAUCUGGAUAUAACGACAGGAAACAUACCUCUCGCAACACGGAAUCAAAGACAUGUUUGCAAAGAUCUGCUCCCAAGUUGUGACUGAGUUCUUGGGUUCUCAGGUUGAAGGAUUUGGACAUCUAGAGGCAAUUCCUCUUAUGAUUGCUGAGUAUUCUGUGAGUGGAUGCCAGAUCAUCUUGAGGAAAUAAUGUUUACAUUCUCCACGAUAUUAAUGUUGCUCUAUCACAGAAAGAAUUUUUCAUACACUGUUUUCAUUGAUAUGUUGAUAUUGUUGACAAUCAUAGCUGAUAUUUAUAUGUAAUUAUAUCUGUCACGCUUCUUAUGGAAGUUUUUAGUAUGUUGGUAUGUUUUCAUACUUGAUUUGCGACCACAGGGAACUGCCGAGGGUCAUUGUGCCCUUUUCCCCAGUGACAUCUUACCCUCCAGUUGGCAGCUGACAUUGUUCAAGUUGUGUUCUGUUGACAAGUUAAAGGACACAGAAGCUCUUUUCAGAGUGUGCAUCCAUUCAUUGUCAGAUAGUCCAUUGGAGUCAUAGAACACUGCAGCGCAGGAACAGGCCAUUCAGCCCAUCUAGUCUAUGCCAAACUGUUAUUCCACCUAGUUCCGUCGACACACAACUGGACCAGUACCCUCCACACCCUUUCCAUUCAUGUAUCCACCCAAAAUUCUCUUCAAUGUUGAAAUCGGACCCACACUCCUGCUGGCAGCUUGUUCCACACUCGCACCAGUGAAGAAGUUCCCCCUUGUAUUCCCCUUAAAUAUUUCACCUUUCACCCUUAACCUAUAACCUGUAGUUUUAGUCUCAGCCAUCAGUGGAAAAAGCCAG